This is a messenger RNA of Lethenteron reissneri (Far Eastern brook lamprey), 3526 nucleotides long. Its product is annotated as tRNA (32-2'-O)-methyltransferase regulator THADA-like. Gene Ontology annotation, biological process: tRNA methylation. Lineage: Eukaryota; Metazoa; Chordata; Hyperoartia; Petromyzontiformes; Petromyzontidae. Gene Ontology annotation, cellular component: cytosol. The record is from RefSeq and is a predicted model, not a curated record.
GGAUGAACCCCUGCGCCGUCACCCGUGCCGCUUACCUAGACGUGCUGUCCCUCACCAUCACCCACGGGGAGAGGAGCGGUCGCAAGGGCGCGGUCUACGCUGCGCUCGUGCUCCGCACGCACGCAUUGGUCUCGGCGUGGCUACAGGCGCCUCCCGAUGGGCAGGUGCUCGAGCCGGGCCACGCGCUGUGGGAGGCCAGCUCCGCUCACCUGGCCCUCGCGAUGCUCCAUGCGCGGCCGCGCUACCAGCGGCAAGGCAUUCAGGGCACUCUGUCGCUGGCCGGUGGAGAAUUUGGUGCCAUGGCCCCAAGGGGUCGGGUGCCUGGCUGCCGACGGACUCCUCGACUGGAUCGUCGCCCUGAUCGAGGCCAACCUGCACAACGUCGACCUCCGAUGUGCCGGCUUGGAAUUCGGUGCCCGCGUGGUCCGGCACUUGCUGAAUCGCAGCCCGAUGCAGCAAGUGCCGCCGGCUUGGGCCUGCUGCGUGGAGCGGUGGAUCCGAUUGGUUGUCGCGGGUGGCAACGCUGACACCUGGUCGGAGGUCAGGGUCGUGAGCGCGGAGGUCAUUGGCGAGGUCGCCGCUUCGCUCCUGACCAAUGACCGACUUCCCGUGGGCCUGGGGGGCUGUCUGAAUCUGUGGGGGGCCCUCCUGGGACUGCUGCAGGACGACGAUGUGGGGGUGCGGGCACGGGCCACGACUGCGCUGGGCGGCCUCGCGCCCCGGAGCCCCACAUGGGACGGAGCUGCACUCGAGGAGGUGAUGCCAAACCAUGCCCUGGACCUGGGACUCAGAGCCCUCCUGGACCUGCUUGGAGCCUGGGGUCUUUUCUGGGAGGCCUUGCCCACCCUGCUGCUCUGGCUGCUGGAAGACGAUGAGCCACGAGUGGUAGGGACAACUGAGGAUGAUGAGCAAGGAGGGCUGGGGCACCCGGCAGAACUUUUGAUGGGGGCUGGAGAAGAGAGGGAGAAUGAAAACGAGUUUCUCUUCGACAAAGGUGAAGCCAACCUGUUUGCCGAGAGGCUACUCUUCGCCCGGCUUCUUUCCACGCAUCUUGAAGGGCACCUGCGACAUCUCUCAGUGCACCAGCCAGCACCACCACCAAACCCCGACACAGCCGAGCGACUAGUGGCCACGGCGGAUACGUUGGCCGCCAGCUCGCGGAAGGCUACCCGUGACCUGCUCCAGCUGCGGCGCUCGCUGUGGCCAAGUCUCCAGGAGGCUCCACGCUACACGGCACUGGCGGAGCGAGCGGCGCGCUGCCUGCUGACCCUGCGAGUGCUGCUCCUCGCCGUUGCGCCUUCAGAGCCGGCGUCUGUGCUGCGGGCCGCCGUGCAGGCCGGUCUGCAGGAGGCACGGGCGUUGGAGCGAGCGUGCAGUGGCACAGGGCUGACUCACGUCUUCUUGGCAUGCACAGCUGGGAUCCAUCAGGGUUGCGCAUUGAACCCUGAACGCAGCUGCUCUUAGCAUGCGCAAGCCUUUAAAAUGAAUUUGCAGCGUACUUAAUUGCACAGAUGCGGUUUACAAAAUGUAUGAUUUAAUGCUGUUACGGUCUCAAUUGAACGGCAUUUGGCCGCGAUGGGAUAGACAGUCUGAGAAGAAUGCGUUUGCCCAGAAGGAAAGUGUCCGAAAUCGGUCUGCUGACAGAAAAAAGUCUUCCACUCGGAUUGAGAACAGGGCCUAACAAAUCAGACACAACGACUAGAUCAGCUUUGUUUUUAGUACAACUCAAACCAAAGCUACUGGAGUCGUGUCGCUGUGCACAUGUCGGCGUCGCCACUUCACACGCUCAAACGUUCGCACAGAUUAUGUCAAGUGGGUGCCACCCGCUGUGGGUGAUCUCUACAGCCAGACUCGAACGCAAACGUCAGCAUGUUCAAUUUGCGGCACUUUUCACACUUCUCUCCGUUUGUUUUCUACACUCGUCUUACCAGUCGAGUCUGCUCGCCUUGUCACCCAAAUUGACUCUGCGCAAGGCACACCAGGCCCCAGAACCUCGCCUCGCCUCGGCAUGGGCACAGGAAAUUGGGGAACACGAGAGAAAGGGCCAUAUAGCUUGUCUAGCUCUCAGCGCCACGACUCAAAAUCCCGGAGCCGCACGACACGCCACCCCCCGCCCUCACUCGCAGUCGACUUCACAGCAGCGCCUAAGCCAAUGGUUUUCAAUCUUGGGGGGAGGGAGGGGGGCUUCCGAGGGGUAAUACAUUUUCAACAGGGGGGCGGCGCCAGGCUCUCCAGCAGUCAUAUUUUUAGCACAACGAAAAUAUACGACUCGGGGGUUUGUUUUUUUUUGCCCCAUUUUAAAUAAUUGGGUGGAGGAGCUUGGUGAAGAGAAACAGGGGGUGCGGCGCUUCACGUUAGAACUUCGGUGAAAUGAGAGAGAAGUCUGGAGGCGGUGAGGGGGGCUCUGGAAAGGAAGUGCGCCUCGCUGACAACUGGUAGCAGUAAGUGGACGCUGCUCGGCGUACGUGAACAAAAAAAUUCGGUGACAAUUUUAUUCAAACAUCAGCAGCCCUGAUAUUCUAUUAUCGGGUCAUAAAAUGCUUUUAUCUAAGUGCCUUGCAGUUUCUAUAGUUGAACAAUGAAUAUGCAUCGCAUGGUGCUCUGUGCCAUUGCAUACCUUGAGAGGACAAAUGUUCAUAAGGGUGUUAUUUCACACCUGUAUUCUGUUCGCACCUCGCGCCUACCAUUCUCAUAAGCGUCGGGCGUGCCAGGUCACGGUUAGUCAUGUGCAGCGCUAGUGUGAAGUCAUUCUCCUCCCGCGAGUCCGCAGAGGCAAGAAACGUCUACAUGGAAACCAAGGCAUAGGUGUUUCAGAACUGGUCAUCAUCUCAUGCGGACAUGGACCAGGCUUGCGUUAUAAGAUCGCAUGCCCGACUGAGCUGGAAUUAAAAUUCAGGGUAGCACAUGCAUUGGCAUCCGCAACAGUCACACUUGCCAAAGGGUGUUAUUUUAACAAAGACGUCACUGACGUGAGCUAAGACCCGCGUUUGCAAUUAACUAUAUUUGGAGUGAGAACGAUUGACAGCCCUGAACGGCACGAGACGAUGGCUUCUAGGGAAGAGUCCACGCUUGUGAGAGCUGCAGAGGGACUUGACAACUCGUUCCCGUAAUUCUCAAGUAUCGAGUUAUCAUUUACUUGAAACUGACAGCUCCCGAUCUUUCGGCGGGCCAGCUUACGGGAAUGUGCACGCUGAUUUUGUUGCUAUGGGAAUGUGGUUUCCAAAGGCAGGCUUACGGAAUCGUGAAAGGUCACAUCCACAGUGGGGCAAUCAAGAGGUGCCAGCACGUCUGACCUUGUGCACAUGUUGUGUGCGGCAACAGUUAGUCAUAUUUUGGUUAAUUUUGUCCCCUUGAUUGCUGCCCGCUUACGACAGGCUUGGGACGAUGUAAUGUUGAAUCCGUUGAAUAUGUUGUAACAAUUUCAAAUCGUGACGCUACUCCUGAGCUACUCAGAAGUGACACAUCCACUGUGAACAUCUGACAAACGUCCUCUUUUUAAUAUAAAAGUUAUUUUUUACAAAAACAG